Messenger RNA from Gavialis gangeticus (Gharial), 1297 nucleotides. RefSeq names its product potassium voltage-gated channel subfamily KQT member 1-like. Bases 1 to 1218 code for a protein of 405 amino acids. Gene Ontology annotation, molecular function: voltage-gated potassium channel activity. Gene Ontology annotation, biological process: potassium ion transport; transmembrane transport. Lineage: Eukaryota; Metazoa; Chordata; Crocodylia; Gavialidae. The record is from RefSeq and is a predicted model, not a curated record. The transcript is spliced from 11 exons. Gene Ontology annotation, cellular component: membrane.
AUGGCUGAAGGGAAUGGGAAAGCACCCUCAGCUUUGAACUUUCUGCUUAAGCAAUAUGGAACUCAGGGCCAGAUUUCUGCCUCAUUCAAUUAUGCUGAUGAGUAUUUUUCUCUACAAGAAAUUGUUCUGGUUGUAUUUUUUGGUGCUGAAUAUGUGGUGCGGCUAUGGUCGGCAGGUUGCAGAAGUAAAUAUGUUGGCUUGAAGGGAAGAGUACGUUUUGCCAGAAAGCCAAUAUCAAUUAUUGAUCUUAUUGUUGUGAUAGCCUCAAUAAUUGUUCUGAGUGUAGGCUCAAAUGGGCAGGUGUUCGCCACAUCUGCAAUAAGGGGAAUUCGUUUUUUACAGAUACUACGCAUGCUUCAUGUAGAUCGGCAGGGCGGCACUUGGAGGCUCUUAGGAUCCGUUGUUUUCAUACACCGUCAGGAACUCAUAACCACCCUAUACAUUGGAUUCCUGGGGUUGAUCUUUUCAUCUUAUUUUGUCUACCUCGCUGAGAAGGACGCAGUGGAUGAAGAGGGAAAGACUGGAUUUUCUAGCUAUGCUGAUGCACUGUGGUGGGGUGUGGUAACAGUCACAACAAUUGGAUAUGGAGAUAAAGUACCACAGACAUGGAUUGGGAAGACAAUAGCCUCUUGCUUCUCAGUAUUUGCUAUAUCUUUUUUUGCUUUGCCAGCGGGGAUUCUAGGUUCUGGUUUUGCCUUGAAAGUACAACAGAAACAACGUCAGAAGCAUUUCAACAGACAAAUUCCAGCUGCAGCUUCUCUAAUUCAGACUCUGUGGCGGUGCUAUGCAGCGGAGAAAUCAUAUAGUUCUACAGCAACAUGGAAGAUCUAUGUUAUGUCACCUGCUCAAAGUACAAGAAAACCUCCAGCGCCAUCUAGCCCUAAUCUGAGAAAACAGAGUAGAAGAUACAAAAGAAAAGGAAAACCUGGACGUGAUAAUGGUUCUACACUGAUAAUAAAUUCUGGAGAGACAGCCUUCUCUGUUCCACAGAUUACAUAUGAUCACAUUGAAAGAGAAGACAAAAAAGAUGUGGCUUUUUACGUGGAUGAACCUGGAGUGAAAAGGCGUUUAGAAGGCAACAGUAAUGAAAUGUCAAGGACCAACAGCUUCACUGAUGACAUUGAUCUAAUAUUGGAAGAGUCACCACUGCCCAGAGUAUCCGAUGUUGCGCAAAGAUCACAUCUGCCGCCACAAAUCAGAAAAGCUUUUCUGAAAUAAGAAGAGAAGACAAAAUAAACACAGGAAGUUGCUGUGUUUUCAAGAAAGCUUUAGAAAGAAACUGCAUUAUGUCACUCAG